This is a messenger RNA of Stereum hirsutum FP-91666 SS1, 1563 nucleotides long. RefSeq lists its product as uncharacterized. The transcript is spliced from 6 exons. The record is from RefSeq and is a predicted model, not a curated record. Gene Ontology annotation, biological process: cell wall biogenesis; (1->6)-beta-D-glucan biosynthetic process. NCBI's taxonomy places the organism in Eukaryota, Fungi, Basidiomycota, Agaricomycetes, Russulales, Stereaceae. The coding region runs from base 125 to 889 and encodes 254 amino acids.
GUGAAUGCAUUGCCAGCGCUCGCAUCUCCCCAUCUCACACAUUUGAUCUUCAUCCUCAUAUCAACCACACUCUUUUGCAGCUGUACUCUAAUAGACGGCUACUUUGGUCUCCACUCUAUUGCCCAUGUCCCCCUCACGAUCCGUCUUGGCGCUUUUCGCCCUCAACAUUUAUAUCCCCCUGUGCUUUGCGGCUUUAUAUGUCACCAGCCCGAACGUCGGUACAACUUGCCAUGCAGGCCAGUCAUGUACCAUCGAAUGGCUAGACGACGGUACACAACCUCUGCUUAGCACAGUCGGGAUUUGCACCGUAGGGCUGUACUACGGGGAGCUUCAACUUGUUCAGUCGAUUGAGGCCGUGGAUGUCAGCUCUGUGCAUUCUCUAACCUUCACUCCCAAUGCAGAAGCCGGGCCAGAUUCCAGUUCAUACUAUGUGGCGUUCACUUCCACAUCCUUCACCAACAACUCUGGAGCUUAUCAAUCGUUCACCCCGGCAUUCGCUCUUGACGGAAUGUCCGGCUCCUUCUCCUCUCCGGUCGCCUCCUUGACAUCCACCCUCCCCAUCCCUACCACCCUCUCAUCCGCGACAUCUCCAGCAGAAAUAUCCACAAUCACACUCUCCAAUACCGCCUCACUCUCCGUCUCUACUAAUCCCGCAUCUUCGUUCACACCGUCAACAUCGAGUGCCAAAUCAACCGGAACGGGCGCUUCCUCGUCGUCAUCAAGUCACACGACAUCAUCCAGCGGAGGAAGCAAGACGAGCUCUUCAAGCGCUGCGUCGUCGACGACGGCUGCGAGCUCGGAUGGGGUGGUUGCAGUGGUCGGCGGAGGGUCAAGAUGGAGUUGGGCUUGGGCAGGUGUUGUGGCAAUUCUGCCCGUUCUAUUCUCGUGAGGCGGGUUCGUUUCUUGGUUGAGCUUUCUCGCUUUCUCCUCGCCUUUUUUUCUUCACUUUUAUCUUGUCAUCGGAUAGAACUGCAGUUUUUGGCAAACUGCAGUAUCGCCACCAAGACGCCAGUUAGUGCCCGCGUAUCCGAGACUUCGCCCUAUGCAUGGUCGUUUUGGCUGGUCGUUCGUAUGUACGGGUUGCAUCUUUCAUGGACGGUUUAUUGUUUAUAGCCUCUUUCUUGGAUUAAUCGCACCUUCAACUCUUCCUCGUCACUUUCCCCCAUUUCGAUAUGUCGUCUUCCUCCCUGUCACAGCGCCAUUCCCCGUCCUCCUCCUCUGCACUUCGAUCUUCUCUUCUCGUCGCUCAUUCAGCCAGCUACGAUCCCCGUUCAUCUUCUGUCGCCCCGACCUCUCGCGCCACCUGAUUAGGCUUCCCUUUCACCGGCCACGGCCGCAGCCGCCUCUACCUCAUCGAUUGAGAAGAGAACGGAUAGAAUCCUGGUUCAUUUUUUUUACUUCUCCCGAUAUACACAUACCUCAUACAUACACACGUUCAGUCUGAGUUAUACUCUAGUACUAUACCUCGAUUCCGCAUGUACAGUAUCACUUCGCGUUUUGAUCAGCUGCAAUUGUGUGGCGUAUACCCUUCUGCAUGAUUUGGCAGUGGGCUGUUGCUAGUUC